Vigna angularis (adzuki bean) is the source of this 501-nucleotide messenger RNA. Its product is annotated as secreted RxLR effector protein 161-like. NCBI's taxonomy places the organism in Eukaryota, Viridiplantae, Streptophyta, Magnoliopsida, Fabales, Fabaceae. The transcript has a single exon. The record is from RefSeq and is a predicted model, not a curated record. The coding region runs from base 1 to 501 and encodes 166 amino acids.
AUGGAAGGGUGUAAGUCAGCUGCAACUCCAAUGAACCAAAAAGAAAAGUUUUGCAGAGAAGAUGGUGCUGAAAAGGUUGAUGAAAAGUUGUUUAGAUCCUUAAUAGGAUGCUUAAUGUAUUUAACUGCCACCAGACCAGAUAUCAUGCAUUCAGUGAGUUUGUUAUCAAGGUACAUGCAUUGUGCUAGUGAAAUUCAUUUUCAAGCAGCAAAAAGAAUUCUUAGAUAUGUUAAAGGCACAUUUGAUUAUGGUAUAUGGUUCAACAAAGUUGAAAGCUUAAGUUUUCAUGGAUAUUCAGAUAGUGAUUGGGCAGGAUGUGUUGAUGAUAUGAGAAGCACUUCUGGUUACUGUUUCUCACUUGGUUCUAGAGUUUUUUCAUGGAGUUCCAAAAAGCAAGAAAUUAUAGCCCAAUCAACAACAGAAGCAGAGUAUGUUGCUGCUGCAGCUGCUGUCAAUCAAACUAUUUGGAUAAGAAAGAUCAUGACUGAUUUACAUAUAUAA